GAAAUAGUUACUGAAGACAAGAGUAACAUGGCGGAUGCGGAAGUAGUUAUUUUGCCAAAGAAGCAUAAGAAGAAAAAGGACCGAAAGUCACUACCAGAAGAAGAUGUCGCUGAAAUACAACAUGCUGAAGAAUUUCUUAUCAAACCUGAAUCCAAAGUUGCUCAGUUGGACACAUCUCAGUGGCCCCUGUUGCUAAAGAAUUUCGAUAAGCUGAAUGUGAGGACAGCACACUAUACACCUCUUCCUUCAGGUUCAAAUCCUCUGAAGAGAGAGAUUGGGGACUAUAUCAGGACAGGUUUCAUUAAUCUUGACAAACCCUCUAACCCCUCUUCCCAUGAGGUGGUAGCCUGGAUUCGACGAAUACUUAGGGUGGAGAAGACAGGACACAGUGGUACUCUGGAUCCCAAGGUGACUGGAUGUUUAAUUGUGUGCAUAGAACGAGCCACUCGGUUGGUGAAAUCACAACAGAGUGCAGGCAAAGAGUAUGUGGGAAUUGUCUGGCUGCACAAUGCUAUUGAAGGGGGUACCCAGCUUUCUAGGGCCCUAGAAACUCUGACUGGUGCCCUGUUCCAGCGACCCCCACUUAUUGCUGCAGUAAAGAGGCAGCUUCGAGUGAGAACAAUCUACGAGAGCAAAAUGAUUGAAUACGAUCCUGAAAGAAGAUUAGGAAUCUUUUGGGUGAGUUGUGAGGCUGGCACCUACAUUCGGACAUUGUGUGUGCAUCUUGGUUUAUUAUUGAGAGUUGGUGGUCAGAUGCAGGAACUUCGGAGAGUUCGUUCUGGAGUCAUGAGUGAGAAGGACCACAUGGUGACGAUGCAUGACGUGCUUGAUGCCCAGUGGCUAUACGAUAACCACAAGGAUGAGAGUUACCUGCGGCGGGUUGUUUACCCUUUGGCAAAGCUGUUGACAUCUCAUAAAAGGCUGGUUAUGAAAGACAGUGCAGUGAAUGCUAUUUGCUAUGGGGCCAAGAUCAUGCUUCCAGGUGUUCUCCGAUACGAGGAUGGCAUUGAGGUCAAUCAGGAGAUUGUGGUCAUCACCACCAAAGGGGAAGCGAUCUGCAUGGCUAUUGCAUUAAUGACUACGGCAGUGAUCUCUACCUGUGACCAUGGUAUAGUAGCCAAGAUCAAAAGAGUGAUCAUGGAGAGAGAUACUUACCCUCGGAAGUGGGGAUUGGGUCCAAAGGCAAGUCAGAAGAGGCUGAUGAUCAAGCAGGGCCUUCUGGACAAGCCUGGCAAACCUACAGACAGCACACCUGACACCUGGAAGCAGGAGUAUGUUGAUUACAGUGAUUCUACCAAGAGAGAAGUGGUUGCUGAAGCAGUAAAAGCUCCAAUGGUAGUUGCCGAAAUGGUAAAAGUCCCACAGGUAGUUGCUGAAGUAGUAAAAGCCCCAAAGCGGAAGUGAGAAAGUGAGAGUGAAAGCGAUGAGACUCCUCCAGCGGCUCCUCAAUUGAUCAAGAAGGAAAAGAAGAAGAAUAAGAAGGACAAGAAGGCCAAAGCUACCCUAGAGAGUGGGGGCGAGCCUGGAGAGGGGGACAGUGACACCAUCAAAAAGAAGAAGAAGAAGAAGAAAGCAAAAGGGGUAGAAGUGGUUUCUGAGUAGUGAGGGCCAUGUUAAGCAUGUGUCCAACUGGGAGGAGAAAUUAAAGCCUUAUUGA
Microcebus murinus (gray mouse lemur) is the source of this 1657-nucleotide messenger RNA. RefSeq names its product H/ACA ribonucleoprotein complex subunit DKC1. Gene Ontology annotation, molecular function: pseudouridine synthase activity; RNA binding. NCBI's taxonomy places the organism in Eukaryota, Metazoa, Chordata, Mammalia, Primates, Cheirogaleidae. Gene Ontology annotation, biological process: snRNA pseudouridine synthesis; box H/ACA sno(s)RNA 3'-end processing; mRNA pseudouridine synthesis. The record is from RefSeq and is a predicted model, not a curated record. Gene Ontology annotation, cellular component: box H/ACA snoRNP complex.